Molecule: messenger RNA, 1629 nt
Organism: Aspergillus alliaceus
Lineage: Eukaryota; Fungi; Ascomycota; Eurotiomycetes; Eurotiales; Aspergillaceae
Product: PEX28-32 family peroxisomal membrane protein
Exons: 3
Coding region: 1-1629 (542 amino acids)
Biological process (GO): peroxisome organization
Cellular component (GO): peroxisomal membrane
Source: RefSeq, a predicted model, not a curated record
AUGGAUGAAUAUACCCCGGAGGCCAUCGUCAACCGCGACGAACCUGUUCCUGUAGUCUCCGUGGGGAAACAAAGGGAUGAAUCAGACCCUAAGCCUUCCGCUGCUGGGCAUCAGCGAUCCGCCUCGGCUGCUGGCCGGUCUUUACAAGAUAAAUUAUUCGCCAAGCUCUUACAACAAGUCAUCCCGACAGAAGAUGUUAAUGACGAUUCGGUGGCCGUGGGCGACAAGCGGCCUGUUGACCCCAAACGGCCGGCCUUCAGUCUGCCUCUGAUGGCCAAUAACUUCCGCAGGUUCAAUGCAAGAAUCGGAAUUGUAUUUUCAUUCCAAACCCGCGUUGAGCGUCUGCUCACCUGGAGAAAAUCCUCUCAUACAAUCUCGUUCCUCUUCAUCUAUUCUUUUAUCUGUUUAGAUCCUCAUCUUCUCGUAAUCAUUCCCAUCGCGUCUGUCUUACUAUUCGUGAUGGUCCCCGCCUUUCUGGCGCGUCAUCCUCCACCUCCAUCAACGUCAACAUCCAGCAUCACUCCUUAUUAUUCAUAUCAGGGCCCCGCACUUGCCCCUGCUAAGACAAUUAAACCAGCCCCAGAGACUUCUAAGGAUUUCUUUCGGAAUAUGCGGGACCUGCAGAACGUUAUGGCCGAUUUCUCUGACAUACACGAUGCGACCGUUUCCGCGUUCGCACCGAUGACGAACUUCUCCAACGAGAAGCUAUCAUCCGUUUUCUUUCUGCUCUGUACGAUGAUUACAGCUUUGCUGUUUCUGACUGCGCACCUCCUUCCCUGGAGAUAUAUUCUCCUCGUAGGUGGCAAUGCUGCCAUUUUGUCCAGCCACCCCAGCCUUCAAGAGCUCUUCCAAAAUAUUGCAGGUGACCUCACAAAUGAAACGGCUGGGCAGGCGCCGAAAGGAUAUAGUAUUGAGAAGAAUGAUACGAUGGACGUCCUGGGAUUAUCUCUACCAUCGUCUCCCUCCGCAACCAUGUCCUCGCUGCGGUCGUUGGCCGACAUCUCCUUGGACACAUAUCCUGAAGAACGUGAGGUAGAGAUUUUUGAAAUCCAAUACCGCUCUCUCGCCCCUUAUUCUAACUCUCAAUGGGACCACUUCCUGUUCAGCCCCAUGCCAUACGACCCACUCUCGCCAUUACGCAUUGCUGGAGACCGUCCUAAGGGGUGUCGAUUCUUCGAGGAUGUUCAACCACCCCCCGGUUGGGCUUGGAAAAGCAAGAAAUGGGAGCUUGACCUGGAUUGCCGUGAGUGGGUUGUUGAGCGAAUGAUUACUGGGGUCGGCUUUGAAGUUUCCGAGGGUGUGUCCGAGGAAAGCGCGGCUAAUGAUGAAAUCGGAGGCUGGGUCUGGGACCUUCCUUCUUCCACAUCCAAUCGGGAUAACAGUGGUGUGACCAAUGCAUUAGGCUAUGAGGAUUUUGACUCCGACCUGAAAUCGUCCGUCAAAGGGGAAAUUAAAAAGGUUAAACGGAAGGGAAAGGGAAGGGCAUCACAGGAUUUCGAGGAGAAGGGGGGCACCGGAUUGUCAGUGAUGGGGGAAUGGAGGAGGCGGCGGUGGGCACGCAUAGUACAUCGGACCAGUAUGCCAAGUGACAGCGACAAAGGACAAACGGCCGGUGAAGGUCGGGAUUGA